Molecule: messenger RNA, 3483 nt
Organism: Notechis scutatus (mainland tiger snake)
Lineage: Eukaryota; Metazoa; Chordata; Lepidosauria; Squamata; Elapidae
Gene: RDH10
Product: retinol dehydrogenase 10
Cellular component (GO): lipid droplet
Molecular function (GO): oxidoreductase activity, acting on the CH-OH group of donors, NAD or NADP as acceptor
Source: RefSeq, a predicted model, not a curated record
ACUUGUAAAGAAAAUUAGGAGUUCCGCUCAACAAUGUUCCCGAUUCACAUUGUUUCCGGCAGGGUUAGUCUUUACCGGAAAACAGCAAUCUCGAGCUACUUAAAACCCACUCCUUUUGUUCUGGACUCAGAUUAACAAUCUGAGAUACGUUUAUGCGAUGGUAACUUUUGUUCAAAGAUGGCAUAGAAUUCUUGACGCUAAACUAAGUCCCGGUUCCUCUUUGUAUACAUUGUAAGUAUUGCGUGAAUUUAGCCACGGGGACUUCUACUCCCUGGUGACACCAUGGGGCAUGGUGCUAUAACUCUACUCAGGUGUCUGUUGACUGAAAUGGGAGUCGCUGCCAAAGGACGCGCGGCUAGGCUUGUUCGCCCACUUCUGGGCCGAAUCCGUGGACGGCGCCAAACAAAAGAAAAAAGCCGCGAGCUUUUUUCUCGGGGCUGUUGGUAGGGAAGGUCCCGCGCGUGACGGGCUUGUCCGCUCGGUCCAGUCCGGGCCGUCCGCCAAAUUGCGAGGGUGGCGCUGUUGGGCGAAAAUGUGUGGGGAGAAACGGUUCGGAAUGCAAAGUGGGCGACGAGGAGGAGGGGGCCGGGCUGCGAAGCGCAGACGGAGGGGAGCUUGGGGGCGGGCUGCCGUUCUCGCGCCGGGGCUAUAUAGAGCCCCGAGCGGUGGGAACAUGCUCACUUAGCGGGCGCUGCGCGGAGCCCUGGCGUAGGCGCGAGGUAAAGGUUGCAGGUAGGGCUGGGGAAGGAGGCGCGGAAGAGCGGCAGCAGCUCCCGUAGCAGCCUCCUCUUAGACUCCUUCGGUAUUCUAGCUGAAGCCGGCAAGGUGGUCGCAGCUCGCGCCCUUUUACAGGGGAGCCCAGCGGUGCGCGAGCGGGUGAGGCAGGACGAAGGGGGAUCCUUUUAUCUGAACUUGUACUUUGCUCCUCUACUUUGCCGACUUCCCCUCGUCGACUCGCCGCGCGUAGGUUUGGCUUCUCCUGCAGGAGAGGCAAGGUGGGCCGUUAGGUAACAGGGCUUGUGCUCGCCGCACAAAACAAGCGCUGAGUCAGAGGCGGGGAGGAGUUGCACUCCCUACAGGUCCGUCCCGGCCAGCCAGGUGUCUUUAGAGAGUGUCCAAAGUGUGUGUGUGAGAGAGAGAGAGAGAGAAACUCUUGCCUGCCUCUCUGAAGAGUGGGAGCCACUCUCCCGAAUUGCUCUGGGCCAGGCGCGCCAGAACGGGCUCUUCCUGCUUUUGACUUUUCGAGCCGGUGCUGGGAACCCAGCGCGUUCCCUCCUUCCCUCGCGCCGUCGCCAAACGGGGCUCCCCGAAUCCUCCGAGGCUUCUCGGUCGAAGGGAGGCUCGGCAGCCAUGAACAUCAUCCUGGAAUUCUUCGUGGUCACCUUCAAGGUCCUCUGGGCGUUCGUGGUGGCCGCCGCCAAAUGGUUCGUGCGCGCCAAGGAGAAGAGCGUGGCCGGGCAGGUGUGCCUGAUUACCGGCGCCGGCAGCGGAAUGGGUCGGCUCUUUGCUCUGGAGUUCGCCCGCCGCCGAGCACGCUUGGUCCUGUGGGACAUCAACACGCAGAGCAACGAGGAGACGGCGGGCAUGGUGCGGCACAUCUACCGGGAGAUCUCGGAAGAAGCUGUGGUCGCGGCUCAGAAAGCUGGGCAUGGCGAAGAGGAAGUGCUACCUCCCUACAAUUUACAAGUUCAUGCAUACACUUGUGAUGUGAGCGACAGAGAGAAUGUAUACAAGACUGCUGAGAGAGUCUGCAAGGAGGUUGGUGAAGUCUCAGUCCUUGUGAACAACGCUGGUGUUGUUUCCGGCCACCAUCUUCUGGAAUGUCCUGAUGAGCUUAUUGAGAGGACCAUGAUGGUUAAUUGCCAUGCACAUUUCUGGACCACUAAAGCAUUCCUUCCCAAAAUGUUGGAACUGAACCAUGGGCACAUUGUCACUAUUGCAAGCUCUCUUGGCCUCUUUAGUACUGCUGGAGUAGAGGAUUAUUGUGCCAGUAAAUUUGGAGCUGUGGGAUUUCAUGAGUCCCUGAGCCAUGAACUAAAGGCAGCUGAAAAAGAUGGUAUUAAAACAACACUGAUUUGCCCUUACCUUGUAGAUACAGGAAUGUUCAGAGGCUGCAGAAUUAGAAAAGAAAUAGAGCAAUUCCUUCCACCUUUGAAACCAGAUUACUGUGUAAAGCAAGCUAUGAGAGCUAUACUGACAGACCAACCUAUGAUUUGCACACCUCGUUUGAUGUAUAUGGUUACUUUAAUGAAAAGCAUCCUACCUUUUGAAGCCGUUGUGUGCAUGUACCGGUUUUUGGGAGCAGACAAGUGUAUGUAUCCUUUCAUUGCUCAACGAAAACAGGCCACAAAUAACAAUGAAGCAAAGAAUGAAAUAUAACAUUUUAUAAUGGACUGUUAUUUGUAGCAGAAUUAUUAUCAAAUGCUAGAACUGUAUUCUGGAGUGCACUUGCAUUUAGCAGGAGCAACUGUUAACAUGUUAUCAUGACAUUCUCUUGGAUCCUAUACCUGAAUAGUGAACAGGAAAAACAUUUUUUUUAACAUAUUGUAUGUAGAGUAAUCAGAAUUCCUGAGAACCAUGACAGGCAAAUUUAUAAAAAGUAGUGGUCACUCUUGUUCUUUUUAAACUUUAUUAGAUGUACAGUAAUAUGCUACUCUUUUUAUAAAGAGAAACUUUGUAUGAUUUCUCUUGAGAUGGUCAUGCAAUUAGACGAUUCAAUUGUUUCAUCAAUUGUUCAUUUUCUUGUGAAGUUUUCAUGGGUUUUCAUUUACGUUAUGUAAUGUAGCAGGGCAAUGCUUCAAAAGCUCACUCAGUCUGUGUGGGAUAAUAAAUUUUAAUUAGUUUUUAUUUUUCAAUGUUGCAUAUAUUGAACCUAAAUAUGUCUUCAUUAACAGGAAGUUUGGAAUGCUUUCAGAAUGGAAAGUCAUAAUCCAUACCAUUUCGUUCUGUUACUUAGAUAAGAAUUAUAUGGCUUGUAUUUAAAAUCAACCAUUAUAAAAGCCAACUUUAAUGGGAAUGGAUAGGCAUACAGCUAAAUAGUCUUUCUAGACUAGAUAGUGAAAUCCACUUACCUAUCAUUGAUUACUGUCCAAUAAUCCAUGUUUUUCCUUAAAAUUCAAAAGCAAAUUGAGCUAAGAACAAAAAUAUUGGUCCUCCUGCCAAUUGUCAUAUUAAAGAAUUACAUAAACAAAAUGUAACAUUAGAUGCAACUUGACCAUUAGAAAAACUGUAAAAUGUUUUUUUAAUUGCAUUAUAGAGCAGAAAACAUUUUUUUUACCUUUUUUUGUAAGAACAAUUUUGUGCCUUGAAUUUGGUGAACUGUAUUAGUAGAAUAUUGUAAAGGUGAACUUCUACCUCUAUAUCUAAAUGUAUACCAUUCUUUUGUAAAUUUGUUUUAAAAAUUGUGACUUUUUUUAGAAUGUCAUGUUAAAUACUGACCAACUUUUGUGGUUAUUAAAAUUAUCCACUUGUUCUUUAUGACAU